Molecule: messenger RNA, 144 nt
Organism: Histoplasma mississippiense
Lineage: Eukaryota; Fungi; Ascomycota; Eurotiomycetes; Onygenales; Ajellomycetaceae
Exons: 2
Coding region: 1-144 (47 amino acids)
Source: RefSeq, a predicted model, not a curated record
AUGGCUGUACAACAAGGCAUCUCCGGCGAGUGUCUCCACGCAGUCUCUCGACGCAUUGGCAGAGUCGCAAGAGCUGCAGAGUGCUCUUCGAGGUAUUUAGAUCUUCCUCUCGCCCCAGCCAAACCGCAACACCAACACCCUUGA